UGGAGUAAAACGUCUGCGCUUGUUGAGCAAGUCCUCGCGACCACUUGGCUUUCAAAUUGGGCAAAUGGUACGAAUCGAGAGGAAGUGCACACCGGUGCCGUACUCAAACUUUAUAUUGUGCAUCACAAUGGAGAUGGCGAGUCCACCGGUAGGAGUCAUUAUAGGGGAUGAGAUCGGCCCAGGAACUGACAGUGAGGCUCCUUGGCUAACUGAACCAGACUCGACUUCGGAGGACUCUGAGCUCAAUGUGACUUCUGAUUUACCAGACUCUGCAGAAGUUAACACUACUGAAAACAAGAGUGCCGAAGCGUCCCCAUCAGAGGCAGUCGCACCUGCUGAUGGUGACGCAGCAGAUGGCUCAGCAUCAACUGAACAAUCAGCGUCUGCGUAAGCAUCACACACAAGUGAAGCCGGCAACAGAAAUGCAACUACAUGAUGAGCGAGCACUCUAAUGGGAUCCCUCUAGUAAGACUCCUAUGUAAUACCAAUUGAGAUUUCAAAAAAAGCACUCGGAAGCGACAGCGAAUUAUUUUCCAUCAUGUACGCUUUGAAAAUACAUGCAGGCAUGUCCUGCAUUGAGCGUUAACUUCUAACGUUUGUUAGCCGGGAAAAAGCAGUGAUUCGAGCAAGAUAAGCAAGUUGAUCUGUCAAUGCCCCCCUCUUAAAGAAGAUCGUCCUGAUGCUCUAAAUAAACAAAAGAUCCAAAAAUAAAUGUACCCAUAGUAAAGAAAAAAAAACGGGGCAACAAAAAAGCCAUAUUAGGAACUUCGUCAAUGGGCGCAGAAAGGCUUGAGGCGCACAAGAUCGACUACUCCAGGUCGUGAGCGCCACCGCUGUGAUUCCGCAAUGACGUCUUGUAGGGCCUCAUAGUCCACUGCUUCCAUACGUAAGACGAUCUUGUAGCGUCCCAGAUGCCACCGCAAAAGCUUCUAAUACCGGUGUCAUGCGUAAAUUUCUGACCG
Molecule: messenger RNA, 962 nt
Organism: Dermacentor albipictus
Lineage: Eukaryota; Metazoa; Arthropoda; Arachnida; Ixodida; Ixodidae
Source: RefSeq, a predicted model, not a curated record